Molecule: messenger RNA, 4012 nt
Organism: Syzygium oleosum
Lineage: Eukaryota; Viridiplantae; Streptophyta; Magnoliopsida; Myrtales; Myrtaceae
Exons: 7
Coding region: 89-880 (263 amino acids)
Cellular component (GO): endoplasmic reticulum
Source: RefSeq, a predicted model, not a curated record
UUUGAUUUCCCUGUGCCUCCAUGGACUUUCCGGUCGAAGAUGUAUGUACAUUCCUUCGUAUUUGAAUUCUCGGGGUAGGAAAUUGUGAAUGAUCGAGGGAAACGUCGAUCAAAAGCGGCGGCGGGUCCAAUCGGGGGACGGGGUCUCGCCGCGGCGGCGGCGGCGGCGACGAGUGGGAAGAGCUACUGUCGGGAAGCUGGCCAAGGGAAAAAAACCAGAGUCCCACAUCUCAGAUCUCCGCUUCUUCUCGGGGACGGAAGAAAUGGCGGAACCGAUCGCGAAGCCGGUGAUCUCCGCUCUCGUAGCCCUGGUCCUGGUCCUGGUCUCGGUCUCGUCGGCCCUCGCUGGUCGGGACGCCGUGCCGUUCAUCGUCGCUCACAAGAAGGCCGCCCUCGGCCGGCUCAGAUCCGGCGCCGAUCGCGUCUCCGUCACUGUCGACGUCUACAACCGCGGGGCUUCGUCUGCCUAUGAUGUGAGUCUUGUGGAUAAUAGUUGGCCAUCGGAUGUCUUUGCUGUUGUCAGUGGUAACACAUCUAGGACAUGGGAAAGGAUCGACGGUGGUGGUCUUGUAUCACACUCUUUUGAAUUGGAGGCCAAAGAAAAAGGGAUGUUUGCUGGGGCGCCUGCAGUAAUUACAUUUCGAAUUCCCACUAAAGCUGCUCUACAGGAGGCCUAUUCUACUCCUAUACUGCCUCUUGAUAUCCUCGCAGAUAGACCACCACAGCAGAAGAUUGACUGGGUUAAGGUACGAGUAGUCGUGAUCUUUCUUCUAAUCUUUCAGUUUCAGCUUAAGUGGUUGUCAAUGGAUGUCAUGGUAUUUUGUUCUAGCAUCUCUUUCUUGUCUGUUUCUGGAUAUAUAUAUGAACCUAUCAAGCAGUGAGUGUAAGUGGAAAAAGGAUGUGCAUCCAUAUCCACAGCAAUAAAAGGAGCUAGGAUGCCUGGCAAUGUCUGCUUUUAUCUUUGAUUUUCCUUAUCAUCUCUUCUUUUUAAGCCUUAUAAUUAUCUAGUCUAGUGGCAUAUCACGGUGCGAAACAACACUCUAGGUUAGCUUCAGUCUGCAGUGGUUGAUUUGUCAACUGGCCAUCGUGAUUUUACCUCAUAAAAGUGGAUAAUGUGAUUCUGCUGUCUAUUCUCUCAAACCCUUGGCUCACUUCCUCAGCUUUUUGAACUUGAUGUAUAGUACGAUCAUAUCAGGCAGAGGGUGUAUCUUCUUUUUCUCUUGCCACUAAGUUCUAUUAUUCUCUACUGCAGAGGUUGCUGGCACAGUAUGGAUCUCUAGUUUCUGUAAUUUCCUUCGUGGUUCUCUUUGUGUACUUGAUCUCCUCUCCAUCAAGAUCAAGUGCUGCCAAAGGUAGCAAGAAAAGGCGCUGAUCAAAGUAGGCUCGUUUCUGAUUAGAUUUUGCACUGUUGCAUGCGCGAGUAAUUAAUCAGACCAUUCUAUCUUCUUGGGAACCAUAAAGUGACCUUUGCGGUCAGAAAUUUCCUGAAUAGAUGGAAUUUUGAGCUUGAGAGGACCAACUAAUUUCUAGGUAGAGUAACAUGAAGCUGGUCGAGAAGUUAAAUUUAGUUGCCUAUGUACAUUUUGUGAUGAGCCAUUAAUUUUUCAUUGAAUAGCAUGUCCGGCUUCCAGUUCUAUUUCACUUGAUUAUAUCCGGUAUCGUUUUUCCCCCAGCUACGAUUGCAUGUUUGUGUGCAAAGUGCUGAUGAGGCACACGAGAUGAAGGCUGCAUCGUUGUCUUGUUAUCUGCUCUGAGAUUCGAGUAACCCUCGAUUUGUUCCUUCUUGCAAGGAAAUUUUGCUCAUAAUUCUUGACAUGAACCGUGGGAUAUGACUUCAUCACACACUGUCUAAUUUAUUUCCAUGCUCUGGCUAUUGCGUGUUGAUUGGUGGUUAUCUUCUCUACACUCAUACACGUUUUGGGAAGUUUACUUUUCGACCAAUGAAUAAACUGCUAAGUUAUCUGAAAGAAGUAGGCCUCCAACCAAUGUUUUCUGGAGCAAUGUCGUCUACCAAUGGAACAGAUGCGAGGGCGAACGAAGUCUCAUUCGGAACGAAUGCGAAGUUAUGUGGCUUAUAGCUUUGGCGCCGUGGUUCUAAAGGUCGGCUCCUCGUGGAAUUAGCAUGUUGGGGCUGUGUAAAGCUCGUGCCUUUCGUGUGAGCUUUGUCCCAAUAGAUAUAUGCCUUGCUGCCCUGGUACAAGGUGUAGCUCGGAGCUAUCUGCUUUUUGGCCCCUUCUUUACACUGGUGAAUAUGCAUAGAGACCAUUUAACCAGAAGGGACGGAAUUUGAGCCAUCAGGAGCUCCUGAUGGGCUAUGGCAACUGAAAUAGGAGAUGCACUUGUCCACGCAAACGUUUGCGUUCCGAUGUCCGGUGUAACUCAAUCUUCGGCUUCCGGUGUGAUCAUCGGUGACAGCUUGCGAUCACGAACUCUGGCCUCGUCGCAAAAGGUCAACUCAGAUGAGAUGAGAGGCUCGUGCCAACAUUAGGAGCUAUCAUUUUAGUAGCCGGUGGCUCAAGUUAGCAUGGCCCAAGGAUUUUAGGAAAACUAGACCCCAGAACAGUUCCCAUGUUGCUCUCCUCGCUUCUGUCAUGAGUCAUAUGACCCACCUUUUGCCUCCUUAGUUUCAUUGCCCAUCUUGACGACUCUGCACACACUGCAAUGUGCAAACAGUUGUGGAAGGAAGAAGCCGCCAAAAAAAACACGUUGGACGCUUUAGCCAGACGAAGUUUCCUUUGAUCGAGAAAUGACCGACUGUUCACCGUAAAUUAUUGUUUCCGAUGUGAUUGUGGGUGAACUCCGGCUUGGGUUCGAGUUCGCUUGACACGAGUCCCACAUGAUCAAUGGAAGCGGAUAUGUCGAGUUCAUAAACCCCGGUUCAAGUUCAAGUAAGAGUAUCUUCGGACCGCGUCGCAAUCGAGGUCGGUUCCCCGCGAAUUGGGUUGGUCUUACUUCUAACCACUGAAAUCCAUUAAUGUCUAUCAUGUGCCCUAAUCAAAAUUUGAUGAGUGAAAUCUGUGAUAUUUCACCCCUGCCUACUAAGAACAAUUCAGCAAGAAUCGAUUUGCACGGGGACAUUUACGAAGCAACCAAAUAAAGAAGAUUUUCAAUACUGAUCUGAUAUAUAUACAAUUGAUGUUUUAAAAUCUAAGUAAUAUAAUAAGCGCCUUACAAUUAUAGGGAAUCCUUAACAGAACCGCAGUUAAUAAAUUACAGACAGGUCGUGUUUCGCCGUAGCAAUUAAGAAAGCCACGAGAUAGGACAGAACAGAGCACGGCUUCAUCUCUCUCUCUCUCUCGCUCUCUGCAUUUACGAACACAAAAACAAAGAAAUCAAUGACAGUUUGAAUUCAUCUCCAUCGUCGCGGAAAGGGCAAAGCAGGAGCGAGGAAGAUGAGCUACCAGAGAGCUCCUCACGACCCUUACCCUCCUCCACCAGGGUACCCAUCUGCCCCCCAGCUGCCGCCCGGCUACCCUUCGGCCCCGCCGGGCUACCCUUCGGCUCCGCCGUUCGAGGCCUAUCCGUACCCUCAGCCUCCGUUGCCGCCGCCGCCGCCGCCGCCUCGGCCGCCCUUCGAGGGGUACCAGGGGUACUUCGCCGGAGGGUAUCCUCCGCCGCCGCCGCCGUCGCUGCCUCAUUACCACCAUCACCACUAUGAUAAUCACCACUAUAACGAUCAGCCGGGCUGUGCUUCCUUUUUGCAGGGCUGCUUGGCUGCGCUCUGCUGCUGCUGUAUGAUGGAGGAAUGCUGCUUCUUUCUUCGCUGAAGACGGAUGAAUUAUAAUACCUGAUGCACUGGUUGGUUAUCGUUUGCGACAUUGCCCAUGAAUUGCUAUUAUUGAAGAUUGUUGUUGAAUCUGGUAUGUCUUUGUUAUAGCUGUUUGCUGAGAAAGAAACGGUGUUCCAUGUUUAUUAAAGAUACAGUUGUGGAGUCUGAAAGCAUAGAGGUAUUUUGUUGUUAAUGGAAUAUAUGUAAUUUUCAUAUUAAAGCGAGUAAAUAGUACCGUUGCUAA